CCCAUUUCAUCGAAAGUGCCCAAUUCUUCGUGGGCUUACUUCGGGGAAUUCCUGAUUGUAUUUGAGAUCUGUGCUAUCAUGGCUGCCGCCACUACGACAAAGGCGAAGCGAUGGUUUCCGUUGGAAUCGAACCCACAAGUCAUGAACGAGUACAUUCGGCGUAUGGGUAUUGCUGAAGACGCAGAGUUUGCGUUCUGUGAUGUGUACAGCACAGACGACUGGGCGUUGGAGAUGGUGUUGCGUCCCGUGUUGGGUGUCGUCAUGCUCUUUCCCAUCAAACCAGCGACUGAGGAUCAUGCCAAGCAGGAGCGGGAGCGUAUCGAAAAAGACGGGCAGAUCGUGUCAAAGAACGUGUAUUACAUGAAGCAAACUGUUGGCAACGCUUGCGGUACUGUUGGUAUACUGCAUGCGCUGGGCAAUGCCAGGGACUACUUGCCUCCUCGCCACGGCAGCUUCCUCAGCUCGUUUUUCUCGAAAACUGACGGCAAAACACCAGACGAGAUUGCGGCGAUUUUACAAGCCGACGACGAGAUUGAAGAAACCCAUGCCAGUGCAGCCCAAGACGGCCAGUCCGAGGUAGGGGGACCUUUGACAAUAAAGUAUGCUAGCUAGCUACACUUGACCAUCAAAUCGUAGCAACUCGAGCACGUGGACGACCCGAUCAACACGCAUUUCGUGUGCUUCAGUGUCGUGGACGGUCACCUGUACGAGUUGGACGGCCGCAAGGAGUUCCCGAUCAACCAUGGCCCUUCAUCCCCCGAAACUUUGCUUGGGGACGCGUGUGCCGUGAUUCGGCAAUUCAUGGCUCGGGACGAAGGCGAAGUCCGGUUCACGAUCGUCGCAUUGGCCAAAGCCCUGACCGAUUAAGAAGGGCAAGUGCUGCUACUACAACUACUUCUUUAACAUAGUAAUAGUACUGUACAGUAGUACAACGACCACGACACAUACUAAGUCGUUCAGUAGCAGGACUUGUGUGGUUAAAUAAUAUUGUGCGGUGUGGGGUUGGUUUGGUUCAUGGCUGGAUCUUUCGUAUCAGUCGAUUGCCGGCAUCGCCGACGUAAAUCGUGCCGUUCGCAUCCACCGCCACCGUCGCGGGGUUGCCAAACGUAGCCGACAG
Messenger RNA from Aphanomyces astaci, 1117 nucleotides. RefSeq lists its product as hypothetical. Bases 79 to 612 code for a protein of 177 amino acids. The transcript is spliced from 6 exons. Gene Ontology annotation, molecular function: cysteine-type deubiquitinase activity. The record is from RefSeq and is a predicted model, not a curated record. Gene Ontology annotation, biological process: ubiquitin-dependent protein catabolic process; protein deubiquitination. Gene Ontology annotation, cellular component: cytoplasm. NCBI's taxonomy places the organism in Eukaryota, Oomycota, Saprolegniomycetes, Saprolegniales, Verrucalvaceae.